Molecule: messenger RNA, 892 nt
Organism: Hibiscus syriacus
Lineage: Eukaryota; Viridiplantae; Streptophyta; Magnoliopsida; Malvales; Malvaceae
Product: ABC transporter I family member 10-like
Exons: 6
Coding region: 1-816 (271 amino acids)
Biological process (GO): transmembrane transport
Cellular component (GO): chloroplast envelope; membrane
Molecular function (GO): ATP binding; ATP hydrolysis activity
Source: RefSeq, a predicted model, not a curated record
AUGAAUCUCUCUACUCCUUCUCCUACAUCUCUGCCUCAUCACUCCCCUCUUCGCUCAACUUCUUUACGAGUGUUUGAGUCUGUGUUGUUUGGUUGCAGGGAUAAUCUAACUGAGAAUGUUGCUAUCGAGGGUCGUAAUAUCAACUUCUCGGUUAAUACAAGGCAGGGCAAAAUAGUGCCGAUUCUGAAGGAUUGUUCAAUUCGGAUUCCUUCGGGGCAGCUGUGGAUGCUUCUUGGACCUAAUGGUUGUGGUAAAUCUACCCUUUUAAAGAUCUUGGCAGGUAUUCUGACCCCAACAAACGGAAGUUUAUUCGUUAGGAGGCCGAAUAGUUAUGUAUUCCAAAAUCCAGACCAUCAGGUUGUGAUGCCUACAGUUGAAGCAGAUGUUGCGUUUGGCCUUGGUAAAUUAAACUUAACAAAUUCUGAAGUUAGAUCCAGGGUGUCAAAAGCUUUGGACGCGGUUGGCAUGUCUGAAUACCUAGAGAGGCCGGUUCAAACUCUUAGUGGUGGUCAAAAGCAAAGAGUCGACAUUGCUGGUGCUUUAGCUGAAGCAUGUAAAGUUUUGCUUCUGGAUGAGCUUACAACCUUUUUGGAUGAAAGUGACCAGAUGGGGGUGAUAAAAGCAGUUCAGAAUCUUUUGGAAAUAUCGGGAGAAGUCACGGCACUGUGGGUGACCCAUCAUUUGGAAGAACUCGAGUACGCAGACGGUGCAAUAUACAUGGAAGAUGGAAGAGUUAUCAUGGAUGGGGAUGCAGCACGAAUAAGGAAAUUUAUCAAAGCCAAGCAAUCUUCUUAUAUUAACCGUGUAAAUUGUUGAGUACUCUCUAUGUUGAUUUUGUUUUGUAUAAAAAGUUUACAAAUUACGAUGUCAGCUUUCGUUGUGGUGGUAAAGC